CUAAUUUCCUGAGAAUCAAGCGUCGACUGCAUGCCUUUAGUUUUCAAAAACAGAAUUGAUCAUAUCGGUCCUCGGAGUAAGUCUUGGUGGAUAGCUUUUUCUGCCAAUGCUCCUCAAAACUUCUGAUCUUGAGGUAAGACGUCCAUGUCGUGAUAAGUAAAGAAUUUAUGAUUAGUCUAGUCAUGUCAUGAAGCGCUUAGUAAGAUAACAUGCGGAUUAGAAUCCAUGUCGAUUGAUUAUGAUGGGAUAACCAGGAAAAAGGUAAUACCUUUCUCAGCGUCUUGGCUUCUUAAGAUCCAAGCAUAUAUCCGAGAAAUAUAGGGACACAAUUUUUUAGAACGAAAAAAAAUGUCUUUUCAACGAUCUGUUAGAGCUCAGUCAUUGAAUCAACCAUCGCCAUUGGCUGAGAGAAUAACUUAUGAAGAGCCUUUAACAAAUAAAACGGCUCAGAGCACCGUCACCUGCGUCUACCUAGCCAAUGUUGCAGGAUAUUGGCGUAAUGUGACGGUUUUAUGGUGUAAGAACCUCAUGAACCAUUCCUUCAGCAUUAAGGUGGAUAGUCUAGAAGGCGAUUAUCAUUUUUCUUGCAAGAUUGACCUCAAGCCUUGGCAUUUUUGGAGCAAAAAAGGCUAUAAGUCAUUUGAGGUGGAAGGGAAUCAAGUGGAGGUCUACUGGGAUCUCCGUUCGGCCAAAUUUUCCGGCGGGCCUGAACCGUUUGCGGAUUAUUAUAUUGCUCUAGUUUCAGAUGAAGAGGUGGUGUUGUUAUUGGGAGACUAUAAGAAAAAGGCAUAUAAGAGAACAAAAUCCAGGCCGGCCCUUGUUGAUGCUGUGCUAGUUUACAAGAGAGAGAACGUAUUCGCCAAGAGAAGCUUCUCUACAAGAGCUAAAUUGGACGAGAGAAAAGAACACGAAAUUGUUGUGGAGAGCUCGACAUCGGGACCUAGAGACCCCGAAAUGUGGAUAAGCAUUGAUGGGAUCGUGUUGAUUCACGUUCGGAAUUUACAAUGGAAGUUCAGAGGGAACCAGACCGUCCAAGUUAACAAGCACCCGGUGCAAGUGUUCUGGGAUGUACAUGACUGGCUAUUUAGUAGCCCUGGCCUGGGGCAUGGUUUGUUUAUAUUCAAGCCAGGCGCACCGGAUCAAUGUGACAGUGACAGCAGAGAAUGCAGCAACCAUGGAGGAGGUGGUGAUAGCGAUGGAAGCUCCAGUGGGUAUUAUUCUACUAAGAGUAAUCUAACAGCCUCCGAAUUCAGUCUUUUUCUUCAUGCUUGGAAAAUUGACUGACUAGUAAGAGAGACUGAUCACUUCUCUUAAUUGAACAACACCGUUUUAGCAAAAUGACAAUGAACAGCUGCAUUUGUAAGUUUAAUUAAUUAGACAUUAAUUCAUGGGUACUCUUAAACCCCUUUAAUUAUUGUUGCAAAAAAAAAAAAAAAUGUGAAUUGAUUUCGGGAAAUGAAAACAGCUAUAUGGACUGCACUGUGUU
Messenger RNA from Carya illinoinensis, 1486 nucleotides. RefSeq lists its product as uncharacterized. The coding region runs from base 349 to 1284 and encodes 311 amino acids. NCBI's taxonomy places the organism in Eukaryota, Viridiplantae, Streptophyta, Magnoliopsida, Fagales, Juglandaceae. The record is from RefSeq and is a predicted model, not a curated record. The transcript has a single exon.